Calidris pugnax (ruff) is the source of this 2176-nucleotide messenger RNA. It is a transcript of the gene UNG, whose product is annotated as uracil DNA glycosylase. The record is from RefSeq and is a predicted model, not a curated record. Gene Ontology annotation, biological process: base-excision repair, AP site formation via deaminated base removal; base-excision repair. Gene Ontology annotation, molecular function: uracil DNA N-glycosylase activity. Gene Ontology annotation, cellular component: nucleus; mitochondrion. The transcript is spliced from 7 exons. Bases 73 to 966 code for a protein of 297 amino acids. NCBI's taxonomy places the organism in Eukaryota, Metazoa, Chordata, Aves, Charadriiformes, Scolopacidae.
CGGUGCCGCAUCCUUGUCGCCGCCGCCGCUGUCGCCCCUCACGGUCGCCCCUCGCCCAGCUCCGCCGCCACUAUGAUCGGGCAGAAGACGCUGCACUCCUUCUUCAGCGCCGCGCCGGCCAAGAAGCGCUGCCGCUCCCCGGAGGCGGACGGGGAUGAGGAGGUCAGCGCCGUCAAGAAGGCGAAGGCGGUGGGAGAUGAGGCCGGGGCGGGCUCGCCGCUCAGCCCCGAGCAGCUGGAGCGGAUCCGCAAGAACAAAGAGGCGGCGCGGCAGCGGCUGGCCGAGCGCAACGUGCCCCCGGGCUUCGGGGAGAGCUGGCGGCGGCAGCUGGCCGGGGAGUUCUCGAAACCGUACUUCGUGGAGCUGAUGGCGUUUGUAGCAGAGGAGAGGAAACGCUACACGGUCUACCCACCCCCUGACCAAGUCUUCACCUGGACGCAGAUGUGCGACAUCAGGGAUGUAAAGGUUGUCAUUCUGGGGCAAGAUCCAUAUCAUGGACCCAAUCAAGCUCAUGGGCUCUGUUUCAGUGUCCAGAAGCCUGUUCCACCUCCACCCAGUUUGGAAAAUAUUUACAAAGAACUGUCUACAGAUAUCGAGGACUUCACUCAUCCUGGUCACGGUGAUCUGACUGGCUGGGCCAAGCAAGGAGUGCUCCUGCUCAACGCUGUCCUGACGGUGCGGGCUCACCAGGCCACCUCCCACAAGGAGCGAGGUUGGGAGCAGUUCACGGACGUGGUGGUGUCCUGGCUCAACAAGAACUUGCACGGGGUUGUCUUCAUGCUGUGGGGAGCCUACGCCCAGAGGAAAGGCAGCUCCAUUGACAGGAAACGCCACCACGUCCUGCAGACGGUUCAUCCCUCGCCCCUCUCUGUCAACAGAGGGUUUUUCGGCUGUCGCCAUUUCUCCAAGACAAAUGAAUUGCUCAAGAAAUCCGGCAAGAAGCCCAUUGACUGGAGAGCGCUCUGAGCUGCGGGGCAGAGGCUGCAGGGUCUAAUGGUUGGAAACAGCCCCUCUUUCAGGGGUUGUUUAGUUUCUGAAAAACUUUUGCUGACCUGAGAAUCACUCUUUGGAUUUUCAUCAAGGAACAAAUAACCAAACUUUCAGAGAUGUUAUAUUUUUUUAUUUUAUUUUUUUUUAAAGAGUAGAUUGACGUGUUACGUGGAGAACUUCUCUGCUGUUUGAACAGGUCUCAGCCUAGUUUGAAGCAAAAAAAAAAAAGAAAAAAUUCUAUAAUUCUAUAUUAAUUUGUGUGUGUUUAUUGCAAAGGGAAUGUAUUUUCAGGCUCUUGUGAAGGGCUGUCAGUUCUUACAGGUGAAGCUGUUCAGCUGUUGUAAAUAUCCUACUGCCCCUCCUCUGGCUUCUUCGCCUCUUACUGUGCAAAUCCAGAUUUUUAUAUUUGGGGGUGUGGAGGUGACUUCAUAGGAGAAAAGGCAGAUGCUUUUUAUUUUAGCCUUUUGCUGCAGAUUAGGAGUUUUAUUAGAAAUAUGGCCUCUUGAGACUGUAAAGACCUUAUGCUGUCAGAAUAGUUACUUGGUGUAUCUGUACUGUCAAGAUUUUGCGGUAAAUUUCCCCCAAACUGCCAAGGGGAGACUGUGACCAAGGCUCUGUUUGUGCUCUGAGGUUUUUGUCGGCAUUUAGAGAGGAAACCCAUAAUUUUUGAGAUUCUUACUGGGUGUAUUAAUUGCUUGGAUGACAGGUGGAGUGUGAGCACCAUCAACUUUGUGGUAGAUGCUGAUGGUGGCAGUGAAGGUUUGUUGCAUCAAGAUCUGCCAACUGAUGGGCUGAUGGUUGUGAAUUAUUUAAGAUCUUAAAAGAACUUAAAACAGAGGGAGGUUUGUGCCUUCAUAGGAGCAAAUCGAGGUUUCUGGCCAGUGUUGAAGAUGACUGUUGGGACUUCCAGGAUGAAGGCAGAGUUGGCACUUUGCAUUUCUGGGUUUCCAGUUCAUCUUUGACUUUGUAAUUCCUUUAAUGGAAGUAAAGUGCCUUCUUCAUUGGGAAAUUACUUUAGUUUUUAUAGAACAAUGCUGUAAACCUUUCUUUGAUACUUCCUCUGAUAGGUAACACUAGUACAAGUGAAGUUUACACUUUCUGUGGCUGUAUUGUGGGUUUUUCCUCCCAGUUUGUUGUUUGUUUUUGUUUUGUUUUGUUUGUUUUUAAAUAAAAUUGACUUUGUGUA